Peromyscus leucopus (white-footed mouse) is the source of this 1749-nucleotide messenger RNA. RefSeq names its product mitogen-activated protein kinase 1-like. NCBI's taxonomy places the organism in Eukaryota, Metazoa, Chordata, Mammalia, Rodentia, Cricetidae. Gene Ontology annotation, biological process: intracellular signal transduction; protein phosphorylation. Gene Ontology annotation, cellular component: nucleus; cytoplasm. Bases 137 to 625 code for a protein of 162 amino acids. The transcript is spliced from 6 exons. Gene Ontology annotation, molecular function: MAP kinase activity; ATP binding. The record is from RefSeq and is a predicted model, not a curated record.
AUCUCUAAAAUGGUGCCCCACUUUUUCCCCUUAGAUCUGUGACUUUGGCCUUGCCCGUGUUGCAGAUCCGGAUCAUGAUCACACAGGGUUCUUGACAGAGUACGUAGCCACACGUUGGUACAGAGCUCCAGAAAUCAUGUUGAAUUCCAAGGGUUAUACCAAGUCCAUUGAUAUUUGGUCUGUGGGCUGCAUCCUGGCAGAGAUGCUCUCCAACAGGCCUAUCUUCCCAGGGAAGCAUUACCUUGACCAGCUGAAUCACAUCCUGGGUAUUCUUGGAUCUCCAUCACAGGAAGAUCUGAAUUGUAUAAUAAAUUUAAAAGCCAGAAACUACUUGCUUUCUCUUCCGCACAAAAAUAAGGUGCCGUGGAACAGGCUGUUCCCAAAUGCUGACUCCAAAGCUCUGGACUUACUGGAUAAAAUGUUGACAUUUAACCCUCACAAGAGGAUUGAAGUUGAACAGGCUCUGGCCCACCCUUACCUGGAGCAGUAUUAUGACCCAAGUGAUGAGCCCAUUGCUGAAGCACCAUUCAAGUUUGACAUGGAAUUGGAUGACUUACCUAAGGAGAAGCUCAAAGAACUCAUUUUUGAAGAGACUGCUAGAUUCCAGCCAGGAUACAGAUCUUAAAUUGGUCAGGACAAGGGCUCAGAGGACUGGACGUGCUCGGAUGUCGGUGUUCCUCCCAGUUCUUGACCCCUGUCCUGUCUCCGGCCCGUCUCAGCUUACCCACUCUGACCCUUUGAGCCGCUCGGAGGGGCACUUUCUGGUAGUAGUGGCUUUUAUACUUUCUCAGAACCCCUUCAUGCAGAGAUGUCUUCUGGCACCAGGCUGCGGCGGUGUGCGCCUUCGGUGCGCGGCUGCGUACUGUUGCUUAGUCACUAACCACUUUCUGGUUUGAAAGAUGCAGUGGUUCCUCCCUCUCCUGAAUCCCUUCUACUUGUCAUCCUGCUGAACCAUGCAGCCUCACCAGAGCGAGCGUCUGGCUCCAGUUGCUGGCAUCUCGCUUCACAGUAAGGAAUGCUGUUACGUAAGGCACUUGAAGUCAGUGACAGCCCAGAGUUUGCACUUCUUCUGUUGACUUGGAACGGUCUACCCAGAGCAGGAGCUUGUGGACAUCCCUGGUGGUGUUGCAGGCUGCAGGGGAGGUGCUUUGUCACGGGAGUCCUUUGGGGGCAUUUUUCUGUGUAUCAUGUUAGUCCCAUAUUUAAGGUGUGUGCUAUUUGCCCAGCUUCUAAAAAAUUUGAUCAUUAUUCUAGAAAGGAAGCAUUGGACCAGCAAUGUUACUUUGCGGGUUUCCUAUAGUUACUUCUAUUGUAAUGGAGGUGUAGCACUUGCCAAAAUGUUACAUGCUGUCCUUAGCCAGAGAUUUAAAGGAACAGCUGUGCUUGUCAUUUGCUGCAAGAUGUACAAGCACUAAGCUGUAGAAGUUCUGAUGAAGUAGAGCAAGCUGACCUAGAUGUCAGGGCGGAGCUCCGUAUAUACUUGGAGCUGUUUCACACAGAAAGCUGUAUUGUAACCACAUUCACUGCCUGGGAUUUAGCUAAGAGGAACACUGCGUCUCUAAAUAAGAAAGUGUAUAGUUCUUCUCCUACAGCAUGUCAGCAUCUCAAGCUCGCUUUUCAGCGGUAUAAUGACUUGUAAUAAAGCCUUCAUGAGCUCUCAUCAUGAAGCUCUGUUCUGUUGCCAAGUAUUGAGGUGUUUCUGGUUCUGCUGAGUUAAUGUCAUAAAAGGCUAGCAGUAACCGUGUUCAA